This is a messenger RNA of Prionailurus viverrinus (fishing cat), 11350 nucleotides long. Its product is annotated as KIAA1958 ortholog. The coding region runs from base 255 to 2489 and encodes 744 amino acids. The record is from RefSeq and is a predicted model, not a curated record. Lineage: Eukaryota; Metazoa; Chordata; Mammalia; Carnivora; Felidae. The transcript is spliced from 5 exons.
CGCACGGAGCGGCGCGCGCCGGUCGGGAGAGCCAGGCUGGCGCCCCCGCCCCCCGCUCCGCGCCUCCGUCCGCCCGGCGCCUUCCCCGCUUUUCUUGCCGCCGCUCCCCGGCCCUCUGGCCGCUUUCCCUCCCUCCCCUCGGUCCCGCCCCGUCCAGCCCGGGCUGCCCGGCUCCCGCAGGCCCCCCCCGCCGCCCGCGUUCCUAUGGACAGACGCACAGACACCUGCAGGAAAGACACUGCUGAUCCUGUAACAUGGAGGAUUGCCUUCAUACCUCAUCUGAGAAUCUGUCCAAAUUGGUCAGCUGGGCCCACAGCCAUGGGACCAUUUGCAGCCUCAUUCCAAACCUGAAACACUUGCUUUCAGAAGGUUCCCAUGGGAACCUCACAGCAAUGUGGGGCUGUAGUGCUGGCCAUGCUUAUCACUGGCCAUUGACAGCUACUUGCAGAGCUGGGUCCCAAGAAAGGGUCUGUUUCCAGGAUAACAGAAGUUUUAACUCUGAUAGUCCCAGUAUAAUCGGAGUGCCCUCCGAGACACAAACUAGCCCUGUUGAAAGGUACCCUGGGAGACCAGUGAAAGCGAAGCUAGACUGUAAUCGGACCAGAGACUCUUGUGACUUCUCUUAUUGCAGUGAGCCCUCUGAACUGGAUGAAGCUGUUGAAGAAUAUGAAGAUGAAAACACCCUGUUUGACAUGGUUUGUGAGUCUUCUGUUACAGAUGAGGAUAGUGACUUUGAACCCCAAACCCAAAGGCCUCAAACCAUUGCUCGAAAAAGGCCUGGAAUAGUUCCAUCUUCUCUCCAUUCCAGCUCCCAAGCUCAAAUGGUUGAUGAAUGCAGCAAUGAUGUCAUCAUUAAGAAAAUCAAACAAGAGAUUCCUGAGGAUUAUUACAUUGUGGCGAAUGCAGAGCUGACUGGAGGGGUAGACGGACCAGCCCUGUCAUUGACACAGAUGGCAAAACCCAAGCCUCAGAGUCAUGCUGGUCCCUCUUGUAUAGGGUCUGCUAAGCUGAUUCCCCAUGUAACAUCUGCCAUCAGCACAGAGCUGGACCCACAUGGUGUGUCUGCAUCCCCCUCUGUGAUGUCCAGACCGAUCGUCCAGAAGACUGCCAGGGUAUCUCUGGCUUCACCAAACAGAGGACCUCCCAGUGCCCAUGGCACAAACCAGCAGGUGGCCAUGCAGAUGCCUGUGAGCACUUCCCAUCCUAAUAAACAGAUCAGCAUCCCUUUGUCUGCCCUGCAACUGCCUGGACAAGAUGACCAAAUUGCUUCUGAAGAGUUCCUGCCCCAUCUGCCCAGCCAGGUCUCCUCUUGUGAGGUAGCUCUUUCUCCCUCAGUUAACACAGAGCCAGAAGUGAGCUCCAGUCAGCAGCAGCCCCCAGUUGCUCCAACCAUAACCACUGAGGCCACAGCACAGUGCAUACCAGACCAGGAUGAAAGAGCAGCUGAGCUCAGCAGGGAGCAGAAUGAGAAAACCAUCCGGAGCACGCAGACUGCGCUCCGCAAUUUCCCCUAUUCUACUAAGCUCAACAAAUUUCCUGUAUUUAAUAUUAAUGAUGACUUGAAUGAUCUGUGUACCAGUGCUGUGAGCCCAAAUACUACCAAAGCCACGCGGUAUGCCCUGAAUGUGUGGCGAUAUUGGUGCAUGACCAACGGGCUCAAAGAUCACACAGACAUCACCAAGAUCCCCGCGGCGAAGUUGAACGAGCUGCUCGAGAAUUUUUACGUCACCGUUAAGAAGAGUGACGGCUCCGACUUCCUGGCCACCUCGCUGCACGCCAUCCGCCGGGGCCUGGACCGCAUCCUGAAGAAUGCAGGUGUGGGCUUUUCCAUCACCAGCAGCACCUUCAGCUCUUCCACCAAGAAACUCAAGGAGAAGCUGUGGGUGCUGAGCAAGGCAGGGAUGUCAGGUGCUCGUUCUCGCAAUAUUGUCUACUUUUCUCUUUCUGAUGAGGAGGAGAUGUGGCAGGCAGGGUGUCUAGGGGAUGACAGCCCCAUUACUCUCUUGUCCACUGUGGUCAAGUACAACAGCCAGUACCUGAACAUGCGGACACUGCAGGAGCAUGCAGAUCUGAUGUAUGGUGACAUUGAGCUGCUCAAAGACCCACAGAACCAGCCCUAUUUUGCCCGGACAGACAGUGUCAAGCGGGAGAGCCGGAGCGGUUCCACUAGAGUGUGUCAUGGGAAAAUCUACCAUGAGCAUUCCCGGGGACACAAACAGUGCCCUUACUGCCUCCUCUACAAGUAUAUGUACAUCCACCGGCCGCCCACCCAAAUGGAGGCCAAGUCCCCUUUCUACCUUACAGCCAGGAAGGAGGCCACAGACAUGGGCAGCGUAUGGUAUGAGGAACAGAGGAUGGGACUGCGCUCUCUUCGGGGAAUUGUCCCAAACUUAGCCAAGAAGGUCAAGCUGGAAAACUGUGAGAACUUCACCUUUGUCUCAUUUACUCAGGUCUCUAGGAGACUUGGCUCCCACAGUUGCUGUCAAUGAGUCUUCCCUGGGUCCAGGCCACUGCCCUGCUUACCCUGAUGGGAGGGAGCUCCCUCAGGCAGCCAGGGCCAGAGCUCCGAGGUGGCAGGGGACGACUGUGACAUCAAGGUCAGGCUGGUCUCUGUCAGUGUGACCUGCUGUUUCUUUGACUUCGGGUUUGUUCUUUUUUUUAAGUGAAAGUAGAUGGGUCUGAGUAAUUAGGGUAUUUUAUCCAAAUGUGUGUCACCUUUGUUAAAUAAUAGAAUCUAACACAAUGUAUAAUUGUUCCAUACACAAAAGUGGAGGAAGUUCAUCUUAUCUAGUGCCUUUUUAGCACAGAUUUUUCUCAAAAAAAAAAAAAAAAAGAGGAAGAAAAAGGAGACUGUUUAAGUAGUCAUUAAAAAACUCCCAGUAGCCUAGUAGCUUUAGAAUGUUAUGAAGACUAUAUAUACUUUGUUGAAUUACACUCACAGUAAGGAACUGGAAGGAGAGAGGCAGACAUGUUAACUGUUUCCAGGAGAAAAAUUGCACUCGACACUCCUCUCUGUGUCUUGUUGAUGGAUGACUUGGUUCUGCAGAGCAAGCAGCUUUGGUUGCUAGAAGCUGGUGGGGCUGCACUCAGUAGUGCUGAUAAGAGAGGCGGGGGGCUGCCUCCCACUGCUGUCAGCACAAGAGCAACUUGAUUCCUGCAUCAACGGAGGCAGUUUUAAUUUUAUGGAAAGAGAUUAAUGCACCAGAAGAUGUUUAUGAGAGCAAGGUUUCCGGUGAACUAGAUGGUUUGUAUCGUGAGGGAAUUUCCAGUAGUGGAAAAAAAAAAAAAGUGGCUUGGGAAAGCGAUCUGUGAUCAAAAUAAGAAAACCUCCUGAAGCAGAAGUGCCUACGUUUUAUUUCUCAGUACCACGUGAAAGCUGUUUUCAUUCGAACGUUUUUUUGGAACUGUCUUUAAUCUGUUCUUUGUGUCACACAGUUGUUCUGUCAGCAUCUAGCACUGGAUCUGUAAAACAACUAAUGGUAAUUUUUCAGCUUAACCAGGAAAAUCCAACAAGGCAAGCUGCAAAGAAAACCCCAAAAUGUGUUCAUUAAAGAGCUUUGAAAUAUGUUUGUCAAAGUAUGACUCUUUCAGCCACAGUAGAUGUCAUCAUUUGAGGUUGGCACCACUGCUUGGGACAUGAUGACGUAGGCAGCCUACCAGGUAAGCAGGCUCAGCAUUUUGGACGUAGUUGUAAGAAUCAGAGCAUGAUGACAGGCUAUUAAUGCAGUUUGAAAUCAUUUCACUCAGGUAAACUUCAACCUGAACACAUGCUGCUGAAACAUCAGCAGAAUUUUCUAAUAACUACUCUGAAUGAUAACUGAGAAAGGAGCCCAAAGAGUGGUAAUUAAUAAUAAUUUCCAGAAAUCUGUAUUUUGUAUUUGAGGAAAGACUGCUACAGCUUUAUACCAGUAUGCUCCUGCGUGUGCUUUCUAAUCCAAAAUUAAAAUUCCAAUAUAAAUUCAUUUUAUAAGAGUCCUAAAAUCAGUCCUGUUUCUUUUUCAAAACAUUAUUUUAGUAUUUAUUUUAAUUAAUCAUUCUUAAAUAUCAUUCACCAGUCAUUGAAAUAUGUAAUACUUCCCUUACCAGAAAAGACUCAGCCAAUGCUGCCUUAAGGUUUAAUGUUUUUCCCUUUUUAGUUAAACUGCACAUUUAUAAUUUUGUUUACUAGUUGAUCUUUCCUGAAUAUGGGUUAAUUUUGGUAUGUCUCCAUGUGUAUAUAAAUAACAGGCAAUACUGAAUAAUCAGUGUUAUGACUUGAUAUUGCGUACUGUUCUGUUGUGAUUUCCUAUAGUGAUUUUAGGAUUUUGCUUAAAAAGAGACACAAAACAUUAGGUACAGUUUUCUUUAGUUUGCUAAACACCCAAAGGCUAUUUUGUUCGUGGAAGGCAGACGGUCAUAUUUUCUGUCAGUUCUGCACUUAAACAGAAAUAUAACCCAUGUGAACUAUUGGGCAGACAGAGCCUACAGCCUAAUUGAAUAAAACCUCCAUCUUUAUUUUAAAUAGAAAUGAGAAGAAGUCGCCAUUAGGGAUCUCCGGGAUCUUUUCAGAUUAUAACAUUUCUGUAAGUAGCAAUAACUGACCCAGAGGUUGUCAUCUUUCUGUUGAGAGUGGCUUUUCAUCAGCUGAAUAACCACCUCUGCCUCACAUUUGUUGCUUAUCACUAUCUGAUGUGUUAUAAAUCCCCAGCGUUCUGAAGUGAAUGGUUAUAAUAAAAAAUCAGGAGGUGGAAUCUUCAGUGCUAUCUGAUGGAAUGAAAGAAUUGUAUCUCAGCAUCAUAAAUGCCGUGCAUUACAUGCCUCCCUUGAGGAGCGCAAAAGUGAGAAAGAAAACACAUAUCAAGUGCUCCUCUGUGCCACACAUUGUACUAGGUGCUUUGUUAUGUAUUUGUGUUAGAUGUGUGCGUAUGCAACACAUACUUUAAAUUUAUAUGUGGUAACACUUGGUAGACCUGCUAAAAUGGCAAAGCACCUGUUCCUUUAUACGGCCAUGUCCAUCCUCAGAGGAUCUGAAGUGGGGCCAGAGUAGCUAGUUCUAGUUGGCAUUCAGCCUUUCCAGCCAGCUCUAAAUCAUGCCCGCUGGGAAUGCCAUGAUUUUCUACUCUUGCCUAAGCCAGGAGAAAGGAGAAUCCCAAGAAAAAGAAGCGGGGAGAUUAAGGGCAUUUUCUCCACUUCCCUUUAUUUAUUUAUUUAUCUCAAAAGUGGGAGUGAAUAUCAGGAAUUCACAAGCUCAUUUAAGCACAAGUUGCCUCUGGCUUUACAUCUGUACGGCUACAGAUAUUAGGAGAGUACCUGUGGAGUGAGUGCUUUGGGUGAACUCUUGCCCCCAGCACCUGCUGCAUCUGCUCUUAAGUGAGCCUUUUUGGUAAGAAUAAUAAUAAUAUUCAACUAAUCUGCAUUACAUCAAUUAUUUCUUCCAUUGUGGAGAUUCUCUCUCCUUCAAACCGUUAAACUUGAAGAGGAAAACAAACCUGAUAAUCUGGUCACAUUUAUGCCCAUAAAUUCUACCUCCAACACAGCCCAGCCCUGAUACCUCAGCUGUAAGCAAAAACUAGUGAAGAAUGGAGAUGCCUUAAGAGGCUUUAUGAGAAAGCUUUUGCAUUGUUUAGUGUGUUUGCAAAGGGGAGUAAUACGGAAGAACCUAACCAAAGUUGUGAACGAAGUGGUCUCCUUGGUUGUGUGGCGUUUCCCAGCUCUCCUUGGAUUAUAUGCUGUAUUAAUCUGCCAUAACUGUUAAAUGGUGUUUGAAGAAAUGUGAAAUUCUAUUCCUUUGAUUUUUAUUUAAAUUCGACCUUAUUAAAAGCAUCAAGCACUAUACCACUCUCUCAGCAUGUUCAUAGACUGUCAUUGGGAGAAUCUGGACAAAAUAACCUUCAUUUAGAAGCUGAAGCCCUUUUCUGUAGUAGGAAGAGGACUUGAUUGGGAGCUCCUUCACCACUCACUUGGCAAUUCUGGUCUCACUUCCAUCAACUAUAAUAAAGCGGGAUUGUUGCAAUGGAUCAUCUCCAGCGUGAACAGUAUCACAAUUCCUCAAACCCAUAUAGUUAGGAAGUGGCAAAACUUGGAAGCAAGAUUCCUAAUUCCUCAAGGUCAUGUAGUGAAUCUCCUAAAUUUUAAGAAGUUUCUUGCUGUACCGGAACACUUUCUUCAAGAAUAACAGUUUUCUUCAAUUUUCAGUUUUCACAACUUCUAAAAUUAUUUUUUGCUAUUUCUAGGCAACAGAAUAUUUGAUUGCUUUUCUCAGUCUAGGCUAAUGCUGGCCACACUUUAAUUACUUAAAUAAAGGAAACAGGAUGUUUAAAUAUUGUGCUUAUCAACAUGCAUCACUUUGUUGCUUUUACUGACAUCUGGAUUGCUAAACCUUGUUGAGCUAGUAACCCAUUACCUUUAGGCACCAAUAAAUGCAGACAACAAAGACCUCAAAGUUACCUCAUCUUCUCUACAUGAGCUCCAGUUUCAUCUAAGUAAAGGCCCAUGCACAUUUAGAAACUGUUAACAAUUCACAGAUAUUCAAAUUCACAUAUAUCUUUAAAUGUUUUUGCUGUGGGAUUGGAUGUUUAAUGCUCUGUAUUAGGAGAAAAACAUUCAAUUGUAUUUAGUCAGUGUUCUGAAAAAUCUUUGUUGUUUUCUUUCCCCCACAUAGAUUAAUCACCUUAGCAAAACCAUGAGUGGAGGGAGAGAUUGGUGGUGACCUAUGGCUGAGCUCCUUUUGUGAGAGAGGAGGACGCCAUGUGGGCAUGUGGGUGAUUAACUUAUCUCUGGGAAUUCCUAUGUAUUCCAUAUCCCUGACUCCUGACAUCACUGGAUUUCCCAAAAUUCCUUUAUGGGAGGCUGCCCCUCCUUCUGGCAAAGUUUGUUAUGAUUUUGAGUGUUUCCAGUUCUUUAUGAUCCAAGGAAACCAGAGUUGCUUCUCAUGUUUAGUUGUUGAUCAGAAUCAGACUUCUAUGCUCAAUUAAAGUGCUUUAUUAUUUAUCUAAUGCAGCUCAUAUGGAAGUUAAUAAUUUCAGGAAAUAUUUACUAAAACCAAAACAAAAAGAUCACUGGGUUAUAUUGGAUGCAUAUUGCUUACAUUACUAUUAAAAGCAUUUAAAUAGACCCCCAUUGAGAUGAGGUCGGGCUCCUAAGUGUUUUAUAGUCAAUAUAACUGAUAUGAUUAAUUUGCAUUUAACUGUAGUUAUUGUUACAGUUCAAAUAAGUUUCUAGAAGGUUCACAUUUGACUAACAUUAUGGUAAGUGCUUCCUGACAGCUGCCUCAUACUCUCAUCUAACCUCACAACAGCUCUGCAAGGUAGGUCUAAUUAUUCCCAUGUUACUUAUUGAGAAACCAAGGCUCAGAGAAGUUAAGUAAAUUUCCCAAAGUGUCACGGAGCUAAUAAGGAGAAAUUAAGUUUGGACCCAGGGUCUUCUGGCUUCAAAUAUAGUGCUCAGUCCAUUAGAGAAAACUGUCUUUCUCAGGGCCACAGAGGUCCAUUUAUCACAGAACCUUUAAAAAAUUAAACACAAUUUCUGUUUGUUUGGGAAUACUUCAUUUCUCAAGACAUACUGUGGCACACCUUGUAUGCACUCUCUUACUAAUCUGUUGGUCAUUAGUAUGAUUCAGUAGUUCCUGGGAGGCCUGAUGGUUUUCUGUGAACUUUCUGCAUAGUGAUAAGUUUCUGUCUUUAUUCAAUAAAUAACUCGUAUUACCUAUUCUCUAAUCCAAAGGGCAGAUGAUCAUGCCAGUUUAUUCUAAAAAGAGUCAAGUAGUUUACUUACUGCACCUGUUUUGACACUGUUAUCACUGAAUAAAAUGUAAAGAACUACCUAACCUAUGUCACAAUUAUAUGCUCGUGUUUUUUACUUUUGCUUUUUAAUUUUGGUGUCAAAGGAUUUUUAUAAUCCUUAGGGUAAAGCACCCUCAUAGCAAAAUAUACUUACCUUAGUCUUUUGUUUUGUAUUCUUCUUUCCUUUAUCAGGGCAUUUUUAUUUUCUGUUUUGAGACUUAAAAAACAAUAGGCUAUAAGUACCUCUGAGAUCACGUAGUCAAAUUCCCUCAUUUUACCUAUAAGGAAAUUGAAGCCCAGAGAUAUUUAAGGGGCCAUCGAAGAUCAGCAAGACAGUAAGUAGAUUCAGUACUAGAAAAUUAAUCCAGAACUCUUUCUUCCAUACCAUAGCUGGGAAGAUUUGGGUUUUUCAAAAUUAAUUAUUGAACUGCAUCUGGAAGAAUGACAUCUGGCUGUCAGAAGCCCCCACUGAGCUCCUAACUUCCCAAAGAAAUACUCAUGGAGACCCCAAAGAAGGCCAAAUCUCAGUUCUAGAAUCUAGAAGGAAUUGGUACAAUUUAUGAGGCAUAUGGUGGUGGAUUGAGGGAAAAUCUUGCAGGCUGUAGCUCACUUUUUUCUCUGGCUUCAUGUCAUGAAAUGGACAUACUGUGAAUUUAAAAAUUUGAAAGAUAUCUAGUGACUCAUUUUCUUCACCAACCAUGUCCUGCCUCCUUGCUCAGGAUCAGGUCUCCCGAGCCAGAAAAAUGACUGAUCCUUCCUCUUAACCAGGAAGCAGACCAUGAAGGUUCUCCAUCCCACCACCCUUCUCCCUGCCCCACCUCCUCCUCAUUCAGUCCAUGACUCCAAACCCUAGGCCCAAAAUGUGAGCAGAAAGCAGAGAGAUCUCUUAGAGGCCUGGUGCAUUCUGUGAAAAAUGUCCUUUAGGUGAGGACAGAUACAACUAAUUGCGGAACAUGCAAAUACUGUAAUUUUUCACGUACAAUAUCAGUUCAGAGAACCAGGAAACCAGGCAAUAGGAUGGAAAAGAAUGCCACUUCAAUAGAAAAGCAUUAAACUUGAAAUUGGACUUGGAAGUAUGCACAUCUCCUUACCCACCACCACAUGUAUCCACAGAAGAGUGUUGACAGAACACUCAGUGUGGACAGAUAGCACAACCAAAGGCAAGUCCUGGAUCUGGGAAGAGACGACCAUAUUUAAGGAUGAGUAUAGAGAAAAAAAAGCAACACGGGGUCUAUAAAAAAAAUGACUGAACCAGGUGAAAUAAACAGCUUCCAAGAGCAUUUGAAAAUUAAAGUGGUUUCCUGCAAGAAACAAAAGUGUAGGGCUCUUCUUGUUGUAACUGAAAGAACAGAAGAAUUGCUUCUGUGAAGCAAGUUAUGUCAGAAUGGGACUGGUUCAGAGAAAAAGGAGGUAGAAUAAAAUGAAAAAGAAGAAUGCUUAGAAGAAUUUCAAGGAAGCUAAAACACAUCAGAUUACAAUCCGUGCUGGAAGCAGAAAAGAACACAACUGGGCUUAGAAACACAAAUCAAUAAUGUGAAGGACAGACUUGAGAUUUUCUUCCUAAUGUUCUUUCAAAAGAAAGAAGAGAUGAAAACAAUGGGGAGAGAUUAAUGGAUUUGGAAGACAGAACAUUAGCUAACAUUCCUGAGUUUUGCUUUCCUGAUGGAAAAAACUAGAAAGGACUCACUGCAUUCCUGGUCAAAAAAUAAAAUAAAAUAAAACCAAAGAGACCUGUACCUAAGCACGUCCUGGCAAAAAAUGUCAAACUACCAAGGACAGAGAAUGAAGAAUCCUGCAGGCAUAUCCAGCCAGAAAGUCACCAGUUGCCUCUCAGAAAACAAAAGAGGUUUCUGGCUUCAACCUUCUAUUCUAUAGCACCAAAUGCCAGGAAACUAUAGGGAAUUUUGAGGGGAAACAUUGUGGAAUUUUGAAAUUAGAUACACGUUAAGAUACAGAAAGGAUUUUUAGUUAUGACAAGCAUUCAGGAAAUAAACCAUCUAUGUACUAUUCUAGCCUACAAAGUUUGGUUUAUAAAGCAAUUUUUGCUUAAUAUAAUUUCAAGGGACUCUGGGGUAUUAAAUAUCAGAUCAUUUACCCACCAGAAGAAGGAAAUAUAUGCUUUUAAAUAGGUAACAUGGUUAGAAGCCACAUAUCUGAAAGUGCCCUAGGUCCUCGCAUGAAUGGGCUUCCCUAGUGUAAGAAAAUGUACCUGAAAAUAAUUGCCGUUUGACAGCAUUGUGUUUUUUCAUUUUUAUUACUGAAGUAAUGCAGUGUUCAUUAUAGUAUAAAUAGAAAAUUCAGAUACAUUCCUUACAAAUAAAAUUUAAAUGGCCCUCAAUUUCCUCUGCUACCACCUAAAACACUAUUCUGAGAGAGUCCUUUGCUUCUAAGUGAGAAAAGGCAAAGGGGUCCCCACUUCUGUUUUGGGGUCUGAGAGCCUGAACUAGACCUUUGUUGAGGCCAUCCCAUGUGCUUGUCCCUGCUCCUCUAAUUCAGAACUAACAGGUGCCAAGGUAGAAAAUUACAGAAUCUAUAUCUGUGUUUUAAAAUGAGACCAGGGAAAACAAAUCUUGUUUUCCAAUACAAGAGUGGUCCAGUUGGAACAGCAGGAAGCUGGCCUGGGGCAGUGAGAGUGAUUUCUUUAGCUGUGCUCGAAGUUUUAAAUUCAGGUAUUAAGGGAAUAGAAGCAUUUAAAAAAAAAAGCUAAUUAAUUACUUCUGGAGUCUAAUGUCAACGUUAGAACUGAAGCUGGGUUGUGUGGUUUGGUUUUUCAUUCGCUUGCACUGGAAGGACUUGAAAAGACCCAGGAAUGUUGAGUAUCAUUGGCCUUAAUGCUCAGUUCCUUCCUGACAGUAUAAAGGUUUAUCUGUGCCCCAAGUUUCCUUGCAAUUUAAACUCUAAAUUAAAUUUUCAACACGACAAGCAUAUUUGCUUUAAAUUUAGCAAUAGAAUAGUUAAUAGGUUGUUUUGCGUUUGCUUAGUUUUCCAUUCUGAAGCACAGCAAACCUCUUCCAGAUGGAGAGAGUCUCUUUUGGAUAGGUUCCAAGUGUAACCUUUUCCAAGGUCCCCUGUUGCUUGGCUGUGACUGACAAAAGUCUGUUCACUGUAACUGCUUAAAUGAGAAACGCAGUGCUUUUAUUUAACAUUUUAAAUAUUUUCUAUGUGGCUGUAUGUUCCAAAUGAUAACAACAAAGCUGUGUCCUAAUGUUUUCGCUAUUCUGGAUGUGUUUUUCUUUUCUUAGUGUAGAGGAGGAUAUCCAUCAUUUCUUAACACUGGAAACAUCAUCCUGAAUCACAUAAGAAAUGGUCAGUAACUUGAAUGAUUUUAAUGUACCACUUUUUAACUUUUUAUUACCCCCCCAUGCCUGUACAUGUACACACACACACACAUGUGCACGUGGGGGAAAGCACAUGUGGCAUCUGUCUUCUGUCAUAGAACGUCAGAGGUGAGACAGACUUUCCUGUUCAUCUAGUCCAGCCCUCUAGCUGAUAGUCUAUUAGUCUGGUAACAGUUUGCAAGGUUCUGGGUUUUGUUUUGUUUUGUUUUAAGUUGUUGUUGUUUGGUUUAUGUAUGUGCAGCUUGACUGUUU